This is a messenger RNA of Porites lobata, 5398 nucleotides long. The record is from the annotation of a GenBank genome assembly. Lineage: Eukaryota; Metazoa; Cnidaria; Anthozoa; Scleractinia; Poritidae.
AUGGAAAGGGACUGGAGCAACAGGGUGAGGUCUCCACCCGCUGUUUCGACCUCCACUCAUACCUCUGCAACAAGCACGGAAACCUUGAUUGUGGGUGGUCGUAGCACUGUUUCAACCUCCACUAGUACCGUGGCAACUGCCACCGCAACAAGAGAGUACCUUUCAAUCACGGGGGGGUCUAGAUCUCUAACCAGUCAUACCUCUGUAACAAGCACGGGGACCAGAAGUGACCAGGGUAGUACCAGUAGGUCUCCACUAGCCAUUUCAACCUCCUCUCAUACCUCUGAAAUAGUCACAGGGACAUCAAGUGGCCAUGUUGCCUCUGCACCUGACACAUUUGGUGCUGAUGCUGGUUUAACUAGCAUGGUGGCAACUCCAACCACCACUGUUGCAACAAGUACCAUUAGUACUAGCAGCAGACUAAUUAAUCCAGCAUCAGCCAGCACUGUUGUUAGCUCAGAGGCUAGACAUGGAAAUGUUACAAGUACCCCAACAAGCAACAUCUUCUCCAGCACAGUAACAUCUGUGAAUAGACCUGGGCGUCUUGGUGUGCAUAUCUCUCCUACUGCAGUUUUUGGUGCUGAUGCUAGGAGACGUAGCAAUGAAUCUUCCACUGCAACACCAUCUACAGCUCUGUCUUUGGAAGAUGGGGAGAAUACCUUAGCAGAUAGAGGGCGAAGAUGGCGUGCUACACUUCCAGCCAUUUCAGCUGAUAUUGAGAGUGUCGCUGAUGGCACUGGACUUAGCAUAGAUAGAAAUGGAUCCAACAGUGCACUCUCAGUGAGUUCAGGUUCAGCUUCAGGUAUGUUGUAAGUGAAAAUGUGGGAUUUUGAUAUAAAUCUUUUCCAACAGAUAAAAUACCGAUGGCUGUGACCAUAAAAGUGUCUUUUUCAUAGGGAGCUCUUGUGACGUGGCCCCGAGAGACAGAAAGAGUACUACAAUAAUUAUUAUGAGUUUUAUUUCCUUUAUUCUAUUAAGAAUAUUGGAAGCAUACCAUUAAGUGAAAUUGAAAAUUAUAUUCUUUCUCGAGAUAAGUGAGUAGUGAAUAAGAUAAUUGUGAAAAAUACCAGAAGCAAAGGAGGUCUGUUUUUUUUUUUUAAAAAAAACAUAUCAAUUGAAAAUUCUGUAAAAUCUGAACUUUUGGUAAUGUCAAUAUAGACGUCAGUUUGCCGGACUCGCAAUGGUGUCUAGCAGUAUGAUUACUAUUUAAAGUAUGUUGAGAAUAUAAUGUUAAAGGCUAUGUAUUUGCCUGUGAUUAAGAUAAACAUAAAUAAUAUCUUGCAGAUUUUCAUUCAAGUGCUUCAGUCACUAUUACUACAGCAGGCAUUUCCAGACUGUCAGUAACAGCACCAAGUGCACCGGCUACAGGUUAUGUGGUAUUCCUUUUCUUUAAAAAAAAAAAAGAAAAAGAGAGUUGAAGUUUUUUAUAAUCGUGCAUUAGAAAUGUGUCUGAAUGAAUGGCUUUAUUUAGGCAUAAAAUUUCAACUUUAUCAGAUUGAUUAGCAGCAAACAUCCAUGUACAACAAAAUAAUUUAAUAUUAAAAUAAUAGAAUAAGUAUUAAUAAAUAAUAAAAUUAAUUUCUGCAGUCAAGAAACUUGAUACAAAUCCCUUUUAAAAAAUGUUUGAUUAUUUUCUUGUGAAUAGGUGUCAUCGAAUUACCAGAGGCUAGUGUUUUACUUGAUCUAAUACCUGAAAAUCAGGGUAAGUAGAAAGUUAAAAUAAAACCCACUUUUCACGUUAACAGGUCACAUUGGUUUGAACUUAACCAUUCUUUGAUAUCAUUCCAUCCCAUUUUCUAUUAAUCACAACAUGUUUAACAGACAUGCCGUAUUAUAAUCAUCAGCUGGAAGAUGUACUGUAAACACGUCUUUACUACUAGUCGAAUAGUUUUGGAGGUUCUGUUUUCAUUUACAAAAAUUAUUUCAAUUUGUUGUUAUGCAGGUCACGUACUAAGUCCGUUGGAGUCAUCUAUUCGAAUGACACAUUAUCCAAGUCUGCCUUUCAGUCAUCCAUGUACCUUCCAUACGGUAAUUGUUAUUUUUGUGGUUGCUAUUAGUGUUGUUGUUGUUGGUAUUUUAAUUUUUUAUUACUACUAUUAUUGUUUGUUGUUUCUUAAGGUUUCAUUAUGUGUACAGAUCCACUUUAUACAUAUAUUUACUGCAUUUUAUUUUUAGCUUAUGGAAAUGUCAAGAUUGGAUGGAGAAUUGGGUAGACCUGCGCUUGUGUGUAUUUGUAGUGAACGUCAGUGGCUUCUUUGGAGGUAUUGUAGAUGCCUUGCUUUUAUGUCUUAACCAUUUUGGAAAUUUAUAUCUCCCCAAACAUUGUCUUUGUUAAUUAAAACUGGCUGUAAGACUGAGGUCUAUUUGUACUUAUUUAAAUAGCUGUGGUUGUUGAUUGUGUGAAUAGAUUUCAGUAAUGGAUCACAACCAGAUCAGAGUACAAGUCUGAUGACAAUGAAUGUAUAAAAUAUGUCCAAUGUGCUUCUAUGCAUAAAUUUUGAUCUUUCAGGCCCAUUUUUGAGAACAGUGAGAUUGCUAAGCUGGUGAAUGAAAACUUUAUAUUUUGGGUCCAACCGUCAGAUCAUGGAGCUGAAGGAAAGGAAGGUAUAUUUUCCUCCUCAAAUAAUCGCCGUCCCUUGAAUGAUCGUGCACUUUUGGUGCAAAAAAAGAGCCCCUGGCUAAUUAUUGAAGGAUAUACAGUAUAAAUUAAGAUAUUUAUGGGUAACAUGUAACACGCAAAAUUUAUUAAUAGAUGAUAGCACCUCUGUGCAUACGUAUUCAGAUCAAUUAAGUCAUUUCAGUGAAUGAUGGAAAAAAUCAAUGGUCAGUAGAACUUUUGCAAUAAGAUGCAUGCUUCUCUUUCAUCAGGAUUAGCUGCUAUAAAUCAGCCCAACAAUAAUACUGGGAUUGUAGCUAUCGUAUGCUCAAGAGCAGUUGGUGAAAUUAAAGUCUUGCUAAAGGUUACAGGUAAGAACUUCACAAGUCAUUUAUUACAGUAUGUUACCAAAUGAAAUGUAGGAUGUUUUAUUUAAAACAUAGUAGAAGAGACUGCUUGUGAAGGCCAGCAAGCAUCAAAGUUGAAAUUGAUGCAAUGCCGUGGUUGAUGUUGCAAGCUCCCUCACUAUGCCUGAUCCCAUGAUUUUUGUUCACAAAUUGCGACUGAAUAAAGUAAUGGGAUGUUUCUAUUACAAAAUCAGUACAAAAGUAUAGUACAGUAUUGCUAUUGUGCACAGUAGGUCCAGAAACAAACACUUGACAUGCAGAACCCUGUGGCCAGUAGAGCCUGGAAGUGUUGAUUCAUGUCUAUCCAGUAUGGAACAUUUGUAUUCAUAUCUCACGGCAUGUCUUACAGUGACGCUUACAAGCUCCAUUACACAAGCAAAUGAAUGUGACUACUUUCUUAAUCUAACUUGUGUACAUUGUGCUCUGCAGAAUAAAACCUUAAUGACUUAAUACAAAAAUAAUCAAGACAUGGAUUUUAUUUUGUGUCACCAUACACACCUUAGUCCGAAACAAAAUUCCAAUAAUACUUGCAGGUUCAAUUACAAAAACGUACAGAUAUGAAUAACCUUUUUAUAUUACUCUUCCCCUAAUGAAUUUUGAAAUUGAAACAUAAUUAUAGUGUUUUUUCUAGGUCCACAGAGUGUUGCUGAAUUGAAAAGAAUCCUCAAUGAAGCAUUAAGAAAAUUUAAAGAGCAGAGAAAUGAAUUGUAAGUAAUUAUUAUGGACACAGAAAAACAUACUUAUUAAAAACAUAGUUAUUAUAACAUGAUUAUUAUGGUUAUACUUCAUUAGGAUGGCAUUACAAAGAGAGAGAGAAUUAAAAAGGCAGCAAGAUCUUGAGUACGAGGCUUCUCAGAAAGCUGACAUGGAGAAGGUACAUAAAAAACAAUAUAGAAAAAGAAAGAGAAUGACUUUUUAAAGUCUUCAGCCCCAAAUUUAAUUAGUUAAUUUAAAAUAAAUGUUAAUUGUAUAAUAGGAACAAAGGAAGAGAAAUUCCAAGGCAUGUCAGUGCGGCCAAGAACCCAAAGAGGUACAUUAAAUUAGUUACAUAACUCUAAGCUUAUAAUUAAUUUAUAAAUUAGUCACAUGACUCUGUACAAGACAGAUGUGCAUUCUAAUAACAAUAAUUAAUUAAUUUAAUUAAAAAAAAUCUCUUUUGUCUGAUAUUGUUGUCCAAGGAGAGACACCAAAUCAACACAAGUAGUCAAAUAAUAGGCAUUAUUCAAAUUACUUAAAACUGAUCGUGUACUUUGGGCUAAAAGAAUAAGAUGGAAAAAUACUCGCUUUGGCUACCAGCUGGAUAAAGGUUGUUGCAACAGACUAUGUUUACAGACUGUCAUAAUAAAGGCUGUUGAAGGGUUCCGCUUAUAAGUCGACUCUUAGCUUCAUUGCUCUAGGGGUGUGUUCCUGAUGAAGUGAUGAAUCCUUGCCCAGAGUCGAUUCUGAGUUUGAUAAUUUGAUCUACCGUGCUCUGAGUGAUCUGGGAUCACUGAUCCUGAUGUGGAUCAUCUUAAUCAAAGGAAUGCACCCUAGUUGUAUUCCUUACUGAAAUAAUUAAUGUGCUUUAAAUUAUAAGUAUCAAUAACACUAUUCAAUUUUUAUUUGUAAUAGGUCCCAGUCGAAGAAGAAAAGACAGAUGAACCACCCCCAAAGAGGUUGAAGUCAAGUGAAUUAAAGCGUCUCAUUGUUGUUUUACCAGAUGGGAAACGACAUCAGAUGGAUGUAGCAUCGAAUAGCACAUUAAUGGUAAGUAAAGAAGCAGAGGUAACCAAGAUUUUCAUACUUUCUCUUGUUUGUGUACAUAAAAAAGUAUGCACCUUACCUUUCCUUAUUAACAAGAUGUUUAAUCCAGGUAAAUUAGGAAUUGUCUGAACCCUUCUUGAGCUAUUUUUCAAAAACCCAUGAUAAAAAAAUGUAAAAAAAUUAAAAUUAUACUAUUAAAAAUUCAAAAUUUAAAUUUCUGCCAAAAUAUAAUUAUUACUAAUGAAUUAUACUCCUUUUUCCAUCAUAGGAACUUUAUGAACAAGUAAACAAUCUACUGCCUGAGGGAUCUGAACCUAUCAUUUUAUCUUAUCAGCUGGAAGGAGGACUUUGGAGAAAGUUGCCCAAGCAUACCAUGACAGUCGACGAAUUUGGUGUGGUAGAAAAUGUGAUUUUGAGAGCGAGUAACUCAUAUGAAAGCGAUACAGCAUCUUGAAUGUUUGGCCAAUUAAUCAGCAUGUCCUUUCCUUUCCUCUAUGUACAUCUACCCUCUAUUAAUGCAGCUAUAAUAAUAAUGAAUAAUAUUAAUCAAAGAUAUUAUAGGGUAUGUGUGACAUGCUGACUCCUGAAGUGCACCCUAAGUGCUUGCAGUCGAGUAAUGCAGCCAACACUAUCCUGUGGAUAUGUGCCACAU